AUGGCUCCUUCUGCCUCGCAGCAGCCAACAACAACAGUCAAAGAGCGCCACUACGCUCAACUGUCCGCUCGUCUGGCCCACUUGGCUCACAAUGUCGCAGAUGUUCAUGGGCAUGUCGAGCUGGCUGCAGAGCAUAGCUUGAAGACUAGGGUGCUUGCCGCGAAUCAAGGGAGUUUAUUCAUGGCCGCUAAUGCGCAGGAGCUCGACAGGCCUAAUCGAGCUGGUGCUGCUGGUGGGGAGCAGGCCUAA
Molecule: messenger RNA, 249 nt
Organism: Jaminaea rosea
Lineage: Eukaryota; Fungi; Basidiomycota; Exobasidiomycetes; Microstromatales
Exons: 2
Coding region: 1-249 (82 amino acids)
Biological process (GO): attachment of spindle microtubules to kinetochore
Cellular component (GO): DASH complex
Source: RefSeq, a predicted model, not a curated record